CUCGCGGCUCUCCCCUCCCGUGGUCUCCAGGCAUGCUCUUCUCGCUGGCCUGUAGCGUGCCGCUGGGCCUGCAGUGUGCGCCAGGUGCGCGCUCCGUCGCAGGCCUGCCCUUUGGCGGCUUCGCCCGCUCGAGCGCCGAUCUCGUUGUGCGGCGAGCUCCGCCUCCUGGCAUGGAGGUGAAGCAGUCGACAAUCACGAUGCCCGCGCUGUCGUCGACGAUGACCGAGGGCAAGAUUUCGAGCUGGCUGAUGGGUGUGGGCGACAAGGUGGACGCGGGAGACAUGGUGCUCGUCGUCGAGUCUGACAAGGCCGACAUGGACGUCGAGUCGUAUGAGGAGGGCUACAUUGCAAAGAUCCUCGUCGGCGAGGGCGAGACGGCCGACGUUGGUGCGCCGGUCGCAAUCAUCGUCGAGAACGAGGCGGACAUCGCCUCGGUCUCGGAGGGCAAGAUAUCGAGCUGGCUGGUGGGCGUGGGCGACAAGGUGGACGCGGGCGACAUGCUUCUCGUCGCGGACAUGGACGUCGAGUCCUUUGAGGACGGCUACGUCGCAAAGAUCCUCAUGGCGACCCCCGCCGCCAAGAAGCUCGCCAAGUCCAAGGGCCUCAAGUGGGAGCAGAUCCCUGGCUCGGGCAACUUCGGGCGCGUCACCGUCGACGACGUCCUCGUCGCUGCGGGCGAGGCACCGAAGGCGGCGCCCGGCGUCGACCUCUCGACUGUGGUCGGCACCGGCCCGGACGGACGCAUCGUCGCCGAGGAUAAGGCGGUAGUCAAGAACAUGGCGUGGGCCGACAGUGUGCCGACGUACACGGUCUCGCGGCAGAUCGUGACGGACGACUUCGACGCGCUGUACGCGCAGCUCAAGCCCAAGGGCGUCACCGUCUCUGCGAUGCUCGCCAAGGCGGUCGGCCUCGCGCUCGCCAAGCACCCGAUCAUGAACUCGAACUACGUCGAGGACGGAAUCAGCUACAACUCGGACAUCAACGUGGCGAUGGCGGUGGCGAUGCCCGACGGCGGGCUCAUCACGCCGGUGCUCAAGAAUGCCGACACGACCGACAUCUACUCGCUCGGCCGCGCGUGGAAGGACCUGGUCCCGCGCGCGAUGGAGGGCGCGCGCUCUCCGCCGACGCCUUGGAAGCUGUCGGCCGACGAGUUCUCGACGGGCACCUUCACAAUCUCCAAUCUGGGCAUGUUCGGCGUCUCGCAGUUCGUGUCCAUCCUGCCGCCGAACACGGGCGCCAUCCUCGCGGUGGCCGCCUCGGCGCCGACGGCGGUGCUGCAGAAGAACGGCAUGAUGGGCAUGGCAAAGGUGAUGACGGUGACCAUCACGUGCGACCACCGCAACAUCUACGGCGCCGACGCGGCCAAGUUCCUCAAGGACCUGGCGCGCAUCAUCGAGGAGGAGCCGCAGUCGCUGCUCUUCUAG
Molecule: messenger RNA, 1424 nt
Organism: Emiliania huxleyi CCMP1516
Lineage: Eukaryota; Haptophyta; Isochrysidales; Noelaerhabdaceae
Product: dihydrolipoamide acetyltransferase
Exons: 9
Coding region: 33-1424 (463 amino acids)
Biological process (GO): pyruvate decarboxylation to acetyl-CoA
Cellular component (GO): pyruvate dehydrogenase complex
Molecular function (GO): dihydrolipoyllysine-residue acetyltransferase activity
Source: RefSeq, a predicted model, not a curated record